GUUUAUAUCGUAUGUUCAACCAUUGGCAGUAGGAUUUCGGUUGCAUACUGAUUUGGGUGUGCUGUAGCUAAUGUUCUUGAGUGAUUCCUAAUUAUUUCCCCCACAAUGUAUGGCAAAAACAAAUCUGUCGGUAUUCCCUCCGAUGCUCAGUCGAAAGAAAAAUUGGCUGUAUAUGUUUAUGAAUACCUUGUGCAUAUUGGUGCACAGAAGACUGCCAACUCUUUCCUUCAAGAGAUUCGAUGGGAUAAGUCAAUAAGUGUUGGUGAACCACCUGGAUUCUUACAUUCUUGGUGGAGCGUAUUUUGGGACCUUUAUAGCGCCGCCCCUGAGAGACGGGACACGCAUGACUAUUCUAGCGAAGCGAAAGCAUUCCACGAUUAUGGUUUUGUAAAUUCUGGUUACCCGAAUGGAUUACCACACCCUAAUCAUCCUGUAAUGUCUGGCCCUGCGGGUGUUAGCGGUCCUGGUGGUGCUGGGCCAGGCAUGCCUCCUCCUCUUGGACCACCGGGUCCCGACCCAGUAUCAAUGAGACAAAGGCCUUCCGGACCGCCUUUAAUGCCAGGUAGUGGCUUACAGAACGCUGGACCUGGGCUUCAAGGACCUUCUCCGCAUCACCCAUCGGUACGCUUUCAUCAGCCUGGAGCAGGCGGAUAUCCAGGGAUUCCUGUUGGUGGUGGUAUGAUGCCACCUCAUGCAAAUUUGCUACCAGGGUCUGGCCCCCCACAUCCUAUGCACGGAAAUCCUAUGAUGCCCCAUCAUCAUCAUCCUUCUGGAGCAAUUGUAGGGCAUCCUCGCCCUAGAUGGAUCGGUCCGUCCAUUCCGCAACAACAAGCGGGUGGUCCUCCUUGCCCCCCUCAACAAGGCGGAGGGCCACCUGUCUGUUCGGGAUCAGCGGGACCAAAUUCAGUCUCGUCCGCCGGACCUGGUAGUGUUGGUCCAGGUUCUUGCGGCGGUAGCGGGAUUGUUCCUAGUCCUGGCCAUCCCGGCACACCAACUCAACACGCUCCCCAUCUUGCUGCACCUAGUCCAAUCAACAAUCAGUCUAAUGAUCACCAACCACCUGGAAGUGGGAUGUCGAGCCAUCCACAUCAUCCCACACCUCCGCAUUAUAUUGGGGUCAACCACCACCACAACAACAAACUCCACCAACCUCAAACUCUUGUAUCCCUCCAGAAUAUGCCACACGACCUUCGCCACAUCUCGUUUUCAGCGGUGGUGGGCCUGGUUCUACUCCUGAUAAUGGUAUGUUUGGUGCUGGUCCAGGUUGCAGUGACUCGGGAAUGCUUAAUGGUUCGGUAGGCCCUCCCCGAAGUAGUGGGAUGAUGCCGCCUCCUCCCCCAGAUUAUUCUAGUGGCAUGCCGUCUUCUGCAUCAAAUCCAUACCCACCCGGUUCAGAUCUCAAAGCCUCACCACUGCACGGCGGUCCUGGAAUGGGAUGUGAUAUGAUGAGUCCAGCAGGUGGUCCUCCCCCAUUAAUGCCUUCGGAUUAUCCUCCUGGUAACGGUCCAGGAGGCAAUGGACCUGGACAAGGUAACAGUGGUUUCCCUGGUGGUCCCGGGACUCUGUGAUGAUGAUGCCUCCUCCACAACAACAAGGAAAUGUCCUGCAACAACAACAUAUGGGUAGUGGUCCUCAAGGCCAAGCUCCUCCACCUCCUCCUCAAUAUGUUCCUUCUGGUGCGCAGCACUCAGGGUCAAGUGGGGUCCACCGUCCUCAAUGCAGUCAGUUUGUGGCGGUUCAAAUCCUAGUCCAGCUGGUGGUCCAGGAUCCGUGCAGUUUCCGCAAGAAUACUCGUUUAGUCAGAUGUCUUAAUAAAGUCAAAUCCUGUGCGACUACCCUAUCAUCGAAUGGCUUCUGCUGCAUAAUAAGCAGUUCGUAUAUGUUAGUGUGUCUCAGUACCACUCCGUGUAUCUCGAUACGUGCUUGUCAGUUUGCAAAACUUAGAUUCGAGUGGACUUUUUCAUGAAUCCCAUAAUUGUAUCCUUAUCCUUUGUCGUCACAUAUUUUAGCCAUCAGUCAAUGUAUAUGUUUGGUUUUUCCCAUAUCUGGAAGAUGUGGUAUAUACAAAGUCAGUCCUGGCAACUGUAACACAAUAUUAAUAUUAAUAUAAUAUUCCUUGAUACCCCGGUAUCAGUAAUGGUCUCCAUCACCCAAACUAAUCAUUUAUUUUGCUAAUGAAGUUCCCAAUUUUCUUGUCAUGCCUGCUUUCAAUGCAUUUAAUUUUUGUCAGUAUUUUACUUCCUAGUAUGUGACUUGCUUAAUCAUAAUUUGUCUCCUUCAGUGUUAUUUUAUAAUGGAGAAUAAAUUAUGUCUUAAUGAUAAUUGAAUGCUUACUUACUACAGUUUUGAUUUCCAUGCAAUGCUUUCUAUCCUAUAAUAUUAUUUUCUAUUGUUUUCUUUGUUUACUUUGAUUGCAAUAUUUCUUUUCUAAACAGUUUUUUGACUAACGACAUUCAUAUUUUAGUUGUUUUUUUGUCAGAGUUUCUAAUCAUGGACAUAAUUAUUGUGUUUUCUUCGGUAAUUAAGCGUAGCAAUAUUCCUUUAAAAAGGCGAAAACUUAUUGCCGUUUGAGUGACAGAUAUUGCUGUGGAUGCAAUACAUAUGUUUUACAACUGAGCAUUUUUAACUUACAUGAUUAAAUCUGAUUUAUAACUUUUCCUGACGUAAAUUGUUUUUAUCUUUUAACUUCCUGCUAUACCAUAUUUUUAUCAAUUCACUGUAAUACUUGAUAGACGUCUUGAACUUGACAUUUGUGUUUUCGCAUAUCUGUGUAAGUAAUGUCUGCAUUCUGUCUUUUUUAAAUCUUCUGUUCAUUAUUUUAUAGGGACAUUUUCAGGUUACCUUACCGCUAGUUGUAUUAAUCAUGUUUCAGUAAUAUUCACUUGGAAAAUUUCUGGAAUACCCAUUCCGUGUCAUAAAAUAUAAUAUGUCGCCUCAUUAUGAAGAGUUGAAAUCCAG
Trichobilharzia regenti is the source of this 2958-nucleotide messenger RNA. NCBI's taxonomy places the organism in Eukaryota, Metazoa, Platyhelminthes, Trematoda, Strigeidida, Schistosomatidae. The record is from the annotation of a GenBank genome assembly.